AUGGCUAUCGAUACCUCGUCUGUCGCUGGAAUAAUAUCUGGUAGAAACCCAAUUGCUUAUGAGUCCUCCAACCCAAUCACCAUAUUUCUUUUCCAGUCCAUUUUGAUUAUCAGUUUAUGCUACUUAAUCCAUAUCCCAUUGAAAUUUUUGAAACAGCCCAAGGUUAUCGCUGAAGUCUUGACUGGUAUCAUACUAGGUCCAACUGUUCUAGGCAACAUCCCUAAUUUCUCGUCGAAUGUCUUUCCCAGUGAUUCCAUACCUGGCUUAACUCUAGUCGCCAACUUUGGCUUGAUCCUCUUUUUGUUCCUUAUAGGUCUAGAAAUCGACUUGAAUUUCAUCAAAAACAAUCUCAAAAUCGCUUUGACUGUUGGAAUAAUCAACAUGGCCAUCCCCUUUGGCUUUGGCUGCAUCAUCUCAAUUGGCUUAUACAACGAAUACCAUACGUCUCAAAAUGACAACGAGACUGACUUCUCAACAUACCUCGUCUUUAUUGCUGUUGCGAUGUGCAUCACUGCUUUUCCAGUCUUAGCGAGGAUUCUAUCCGAACUAAAUCUAAUCACUGACAAAAUUGGUGUCAUCGUCCUAGCUGCUGGCAUUACAAACGACAUCUUUGGUUGGGUUUUACUAGCUCUCAGCAUCACCCUCGCCAAUGCUGACAACGCAAUCACUACUGUAUAUAUCCUACUCGUCGCCUUUGGCUGGAUGCUAUUCAUUUUGUUCCCUGUAAAAUACCUAAUCCGCUGGGCUUUCAUCAAAAAAACAAAUGAAAUCAACAAUGGCCCUUCAACCUACGCCAUCUCAAUUAUGAUUGUACUAGUCUACAUCUCCUCCUUUUUCACUGAUAUCAUCGGCGUACAUCCAAUAUUCGGCGCCUUUUUAGUUGGCUUGAUAAUCCCAAGAGACAACAACUAUGUCGAAAAACUAAUUGUUAAAAUCGACGACUUGACUCAAACUGCUAUCAUCCCUCUUUACUUCACUCUAGCCGGUUUAAAGACUGACCUAACCUCUUUAAACUCUGCCAAAGACUGGGGCUAUAUCGUGGCCAUCAUUGCAAUCGCCAUGAUAACAAAAAUCCUAGGUGGCUUUCUCGGUUCCAUUUUGUUCAGACUAUCCAAAAGAGAAUCGCUCACUGUUGGCGUCCUUAUGUCUUGCAAGGGUAUCGUAGAAAUUGUUGUUUUAACAACUGGUUUAAACGCUGGCAUUAUCUCAGAAAAGGUCUUUUCAAUGUUCAUUGUAAUGGCGCUAAUCUGCACCUUUCUAACCACUCCUCUAACUCUAUGGGUCUAUCCAACUAGCCAUAGAGAAAAAAUCCAACCACAUAUAACCUAA
This is a messenger RNA of Ascoidea rubescens DSM 1968, 1329 nucleotides long. RefSeq names its product Sodium/hydrogen exchanger. Gene Ontology annotation, molecular function: antiporter activity. The coding region runs from base 1 to 1329 and encodes 442 amino acids. The record is from RefSeq and is a predicted model, not a curated record. Lineage: Eukaryota; Fungi; Ascomycota; Saccharomycetes; Ascoideales; Ascoideaceae. Gene Ontology annotation, biological process: proton transmembrane transport. Gene Ontology annotation, cellular component: membrane. The transcript has a single exon.